Molecule: messenger RNA, 429 nt
Organism: Juglans regia (Persian walnut)
Lineage: Eukaryota; Viridiplantae; Streptophyta; Magnoliopsida; Fagales; Juglandaceae
Exons: 1
Coding region: 1-429 (142 amino acids)
Source: RefSeq, a predicted model, not a curated record
AUGACUAACUCAUCUAAACCUCAUCAAUUUACUGAUGGCACCGUACCCUUUCCACCUCGAUGCUGUUUCAUCUCCACUGCAACAGUUCCGGAUGAACCCUCUUCUUUCACCUUAGCUUCAAAGUUUCUUGAAUGGCGUCAAGCCAUGUCCCGUGAGUUUGAUGCACUUGUUAACACUAAUACGUGGACUCUCGUUCCACCUUCUUGUGCUUCUAAUUUGAUUGGUUGCAAAUGGGUCUUUAAGACCAAGUUAUGCGCAGACGGCUCCAUUGAAAGGCGAAAGGCCAGGCUCGUCGCAAAGGGGUUUCACCAACAACCAAGAAUUGACUACACGGAGACGUUUAGCCUAGUUGUCAAGCCAUCCACCAUCAGACUUGUUCUUUCCAUCGCCAUUUCUCAUCGAUGGUCACUACGACAAAUCGACAUCUAG